Scutellospora calospora is the source of this 280-nucleotide messenger RNA. The record is from the annotation of a GenBank genome assembly. NCBI's taxonomy places the organism in Eukaryota, Fungi, Glomeromycota, Glomeromycetes, Diversisporales, Gigasporaceae.
CAAAUAUACCUGAUGAAUAUGUCUUUGAAACUACUAAUACUGUCUUUAAAACUACCACUACUGUCUUUAAAACCACUACCGCUUCUGAAACCACUACUGUCUCUGAAACCACUACUGUCUCUAAAACCACUACUACUUCUGAAACUACCACCACCUCUGAAACUACCAGCGCCUUUGAAACUACUGCUUCUGAAAUCACUACCACCACUGUAUCUAAAACUACUAUUACUCCUGAAGCUAUUACCUCUGAAACUGCUGUGAAACAGCGUAUUUUACAAAU